Messenger RNA from Aureobasidium subglaciale EXF-2481, 2713 nucleotides. RefSeq lists its product as uncharacterized. Gene Ontology annotation, cellular component: cytoplasm; centrosome. NCBI's taxonomy places the organism in Eukaryota, Fungi, Ascomycota, Dothideomycetes, Dothideales, Saccotheciaceae. Gene Ontology annotation, molecular function: dynein light intermediate chain binding; microtubule binding. The transcript is spliced from 7 exons. The record is from RefSeq and is a predicted model, not a curated record. Gene Ontology annotation, biological process: cytoplasmic microtubule organization; cytoskeleton-dependent intracellular transport. Bases 242 to 2413 code for a protein of 723 amino acids.
ACUGUCGGUCUCGAUUGAGAGAAUAAGAUGACAUGAAUAUGGACAGACCCCUCGGCUGAAAUCGAGGUGUUUGUUGGUACGUGCACGUCAUUGCUCAUCAGCCAUGUUUCCUUGAACCCUUGAAUCGUCAAGGUUGCCAGCCGACCAAAAGUUGCAAACACGAGCCGACCCCCUUUCAUCAUGAAUUUGAAACGACAGACUUGACGAGAGGAUUACACACAUACCGUUGAAGUGGUGCAGCAUGGCAGAUUCCAUCCCGCCUGAGUUGGCGGCAGCUUUGCUGAAAUGGAUACAAGCAUUCCAUACGACGAGGAAGGUCGAAGGCUGGGAGGACCUGCAAGACGGCCAAGUACUAUGGGACAUCCUACAGGACAUCGACCCCGGCUACUUCCAAGAUGACCUUCCAGAAUCGCUUGCCAAAACACAAGAUCACUGGAUACCGCGAUGGCAGAACCUCAAACACGUCAAUCGUCUUGUCACAUCCUACAUACGAGAUUCAAGCGGCUCUAUCGAGAAUCCCACAGGCAGCCAUGAUCCAGACCUUAAGGCUAUUGCUAUGGAUGCCAGCGCAAAGGACACCAUCAUGCUACUCAAGACGAUGCUCCGCGCCGCCAUGUACUCGCCCGAAUCGAACCAGAGAAUGGGUCGCUUGAUUGUCGGCCUCGGCCCCGAAGUUGCCGUGAUCAUUGCUGCUGCCAUCAAGGAAAUGGAAGACACCGAUACAUUGCAGACAGAUGUCGCAGAUAGAUCCGAGUACGAAACCACUCCCGAAACAUCUACCCCGGCCGAGCCUUUAUCAGAGAAGCCUGCUGUGACCAAGCCUGCGACCGGUCGUCUCUCCUUUGGCACCUCUGGACAACGAGAUCCUGAGUUGGAACAAGAGGAGAAGCUCAUCCAGGCAUACAAGGCUAUCAAAGACUUGGAGAACAACAAUGCAAAGGCCGUGACCGAGUUGGAAGAGCUGCGACAAGACAAGGAGGAGCUGCAGCAAGCCUUUGACGCCUUCAAGUACGAAGUUGAAAACCAAGGUCGCAAGGCUGCCGAAAAUGAUGACUUGAAGGAGAUGCAGCUCAAGACAGAAAGAGACCGGGACUAUAUCGCCGAGCUAGAAGCAGAGCUUGAGACAUUGAGAGACAAGUCACAGGCCCAGGAACGUCAGAUUGAGCGAUACAAGACAGACACGGACGCGAAGCAGAAGUUGAGAGAUGAUAUGCAACUUCUCCGCGCCGAAAGAGACGACCUGCUUCAGAAAACACGCAUGAACGAGAACCUCAAGAAAAAGAUCCAAGCAUUGCAGGAUCAGGAGAAGACGAGCUCCAUCUUGAGAGAAGACCUACGCACGGCCAACGACAGGUUGCAAGACUUGGAUCGCCUGAAAGAGCAGUGUGCUGCCCUACAAAAAGCCAAUGCUGAGAAUCUGAAACUUAUUGCAAACGGGGAGCAAGAGAUAUUCGAUCAAAAAACGACCCGUAAACGCAUAGAGCACGAGUUCAAGGUCCUCACACAGAAGUGGGAAGCGGCCAAGGAGAGACAAGUCAAGGAUCACGAGAGCAUCACAGAGCUCGAGAACAAGUUACAGACACUCGAAAUUGGAGGAUCGAGCACAAAUGUCACAAGCGGUGGACUCGAUGGCGAGCUUGAGGCCUCCGAGAAAGCCAGGGCUGAGAGGGCAAUGGCCAGAAGUCAGACCGACGCCACACCUUCUGCUGACGCCGCCAUUCUCCAACAAAAGCUCGAUUCCAUCACUAGGAGAACGUUCCUUUCCUGGAACAACGCAAGAAGCUGCAGGCAGCGCAGGCCGAGAUUCAGGAAAUGCGUAAUCAGCAAUUCGGCUCGAAUACCGAGAUGCGAUGCAGAGUAUCAAACUUUGACCGACAGGUAUUCGGAACUGCACAAGCACAGCGAAGGCGUCGAAGCCGAGUUGGCCGAACAGCGCGCAUUGCUGAGACAUGCUCUACUCAAUGCUGGACAGUUGCUGAAGGAGUCGACCGAGUCACGCAACGAAAACGAGUACAAGCUGCUCCUACAGCAGCUACAGACAGUCAGAGACGCACCAGACGACGACGAACUUCUCGAGUCCACUGCGGCGCAACUCGCGGAUCGUAUGGAGCAAGCACGUUACGACACCACUGCUGCAAACAAGCUUGCCGAAGACCGAGCAACCGAGAUUGUAACACUCAAGAAACAGGCUGGCUCGGGUGCGGCAACGUCGGCUUCGAGUAAUGUGCCCUCGGCAGAGUACGCAGCCCUGCAGCGCGAAAACAAGCUCAUGACAUCUGCAUGGUUCGACCUCAGCAGCAGGCUGCAGAGCAAUACCGUGAUGCUGGGUAGACGUAAGGAGAGCCCUAGAAGCUUUUUGGGCAAGCAGCGACAACUGGUGACUCCUGGGUUGGUCGCUGGACAGGUAAGAUGACAUGAUGCUAUUGUGGACGCUUUAUUUACUGACAGUCAAACAGCAUCGUCGCUAGUUGAUUGAUUGAGAGAUAUUUUCUUAUAGAGUAAUACCCACACAGCAACAUUAGAGCGACAGAGAAGAAUUAGACCUAUACGACUAUGCCAUAUUCCGGAUAUAACAAAAGCAACAGCGAUGUGGGCAAUUGCAUUUCAUCGAUGGUAGUCUUGAUGACACGUUUCGAUAUAUUGAGACGGUUUGACUGGCUCAUCAUCGGAUCCUGAAUCUGGCCAACCAGAUUCAACCCUUACAAGCUAAGGU